Messenger RNA from Cladophialophora bantiana CBS 173.52, 798 nucleotides. RefSeq lists its product as uncharacterized. The record is from RefSeq and is a predicted model, not a curated record. NCBI's taxonomy places the organism in Eukaryota, Fungi, Ascomycota, Eurotiomycetes, Chaetothyriales, Herpotrichiellaceae. The coding region runs from base 1 to 798 and encodes 265 amino acids. The transcript has 2 exons.
AUGGCACAGUGGACAUUGACAUCGAGGGCCAUCAAAGGCUGGAGCGGAUCCAUCUCGUAUUCUGUUUCGGCCAUUCUCGAGACCGAACACCAAUUCAAAUGCAUCCCUGUGGCCCUCCCAUCAACCAAAUCUGACCCCACGGCAACUCUUCUAGAUGAUAUCGAAGCUGUCAGAAGCGUCAUUCUCGCCGAAACCACUCAAGGACGAGGUGUCGUGGUUGUGGUGCACUCCUAUGGUGGCAUUCCAGGACAAAGUGCGAUCAAGAGCUUCGCUUUGCCCAGAAGGAAACAUAACACUCCAUCUUCAUCCUCAACAACGGCACAGAACAGGACAUCUGGCCAUGUCAUUAGCCUCAUCGUAAUGACAUCUGGCUUUGUUGUUCCCGCAAAAUCUUUCCUUGACGGCCUCGGCGGUCAACCACCGCCAUCCUGGAAACUCGAGCCGGAGAGCGGCUUCGCUGUGAUUGUCGCCGACCCUCAGGAACUAUUUUACCACGACCUCUCUGAAGAGGAGGGCAAGGCGUGGGUCAGCGAGCUCACCAAGCACUCGCUGAAAACAUUGACAGAAGGUGAUGAACAUACUUCCGCCGGGUGGAUGGAGGUGCCUGUGUGGUACCUUGCCACCAAGAAUGACAAGGCCUUUCCGGUAGAAGCACAGAGAAUGUUUGUGCAAAUGGCGCGAGAUGGAGGAGCAGACAUUACCUUGAGAGAAAUAAAAAGCAGUCAUUCGCCCAUGCUCAGUAGGCCCGAGGAGACGGUGCAGUUUAUUUUGGACGCAACGAACGCGUUUCUGGGCUGA